Messenger RNA from Jaculus jaculus (lesser Egyptian jerboa), 3113 nucleotides. RefSeq names its product actin-related protein 2/3 complex subunit 4. The record is from RefSeq and is a predicted model, not a curated record. The transcript is spliced from 15 exons. Gene Ontology annotation, cellular component: Arp2/3 protein complex; actin cytoskeleton; cilium. Gene Ontology annotation, biological process: cilium movement; cilium assembly; protein modification process. Bases 470 to 2803 code for a protein of 777 amino acids. NCBI's taxonomy places the organism in Eukaryota, Metazoa, Chordata, Mammalia, Rodentia, Dipodidae. Gene Ontology annotation, molecular function: actin filament binding.
AGACGGCGAGCCCACUGUGGUCAGUGGCGGUGGGGGUUGCAGGCCGCGAGGAGACUUCUGGAGGAGGGCUGCUGGGCCUUAGGCGAACCCGAGGCAGCAGCCCGGGACAGGGGCGGGGCUCGGCGGCCGGGAUCUUCGCGCGCCACUUAGCCCCGCCGAGCCCCAGGGGCUGCAGGUAGGAGGGGCCGGGAGAAGGGAUCGGAGCACGGCCGGAAGAACGUCGAACUCCGCAGCUCCGCUUGUCCUAAUUUGGUGCCCAACCUAAGGGCUUUAAGGGUGCCACAGUAACCGUAACCUGAGCAGUCUAGGAGAUCCAAGUAGGCCCAUUCUCUGUCUUCCCCUCUCGAAGCGCAGAUGGUACUUCCCAGGAGUCCGGGCGGAGACUGCGGCUGCGCCUCUGGCGAAAGGGCAAGGCGUCGCGGGCUGCUAGCUUCCGCACUUCCGCUUUCCGGCCCAGCCAGCGCCCGCGAUGACUGCCACUCUCCGCCCCUACCUUAGCGCCGUGCGGGCCACGCUCCAGGCUGCCCUCUGCCUGGAGAACUUCUCCUCCCAGGUCGUGGAAAGACACAACAAGCCGGAGGUGGAAGUCAGGAGUAGCAAAGAGCUCCUAUUGCAGCCUGUCACCAUCAGCAGGAAUGAGAAGGAAAAGGUUCUAAUUGAGGGCUCCAUCAACUCUGUCCGGGUCAGCAUCGCUGUGAAACAGGCUGAUGAGAUUGAGAAGAUUUUAUGCCAUAAAUUUAUGCGCUUUAUGAUGAUGCGAGCAGAGAACUUCUUUAUCCUUCGAAGAAAACCAGUGGAGCAUAAGAAGAUCUUUAUGAUCCAAGGCUGCUACCCAGUAAUCCGGUGUCUCUUGCGUCGGAGGGGCUGGGUAGAAAAGAAGAUGGUCCACCACCAAGGCAUCAUCCUACCACCAUCCCAGAAUGAUCCAGAUAGCUCAACGCUGGGUGAUAGCAAUGCCACAGACAAUGAGGAUGAAGAGAAUAAGGAGCUCCAGGCACCACAGGUGCUCAACUUUGAUGAUUUUCUGGAACUUGACGACCUAAAUGAAAUACAUGAUUUGAUGGUGGGUCUGUGUCUCAACCUUCGGAAUUUGCCCUGGUUUGAUGAGGCUGAUGCUGACUACUUCUUCCCACGCUGCUACCGCCUAGGGGCUGAGGACGACAAGAAAGCCUUCAUAGGAGACACACAGACCAAGAAACAGAAGAAACAGCCAGCAGCAGUGUCCCCACAGUUUGUUGAUGAGGCUCUGAGUGCCUGUGAAGAACACCUUAGCAAUCUGGCUCACAUGGACAUCGACAAGGACCUGGGAGCUCCGAUGUGCUUAAGCCCUGAGCAGUGGUCCCUCUUCCUUCAGCGCUACUACCAAGUAGUCCAUGAAGGGGCAGAACUCAAACACCUCGAUACCCAGGUUCAACGCUGUGAGAACAUCCUGCAGCAGCUGCGGGCUGUGGUACCCCAGAUGGACAUGGAAGGGGAACGCAACAUCUGGAUCGUGAAGCCAGGAGCCAAGUCCCGUGGACGAGGCAUCAUGUGCAUGGACCACCUGGAAAAGAUGCUGAAGCUGGUAGACUGCAACCCCAUGAUGAUGAAGGAUGGCAAGUGGGUGGUGCAGAAGUAUAUUGAGCGCCCCCUGCUCAUCUUUGGCACCAAAUUUGACUUGAGACAGUGGUUUCUGGUGACUGACUGGAACCCACUUACUGUGUGGUUCUACAGAGACAGCUACAUCCGCUUCUCCACACAGCCCUUCUCCCUGAGGAACCUGGACAACUCUGUGCACUUGUGCAACAAUUCCAUCCAGAAGCACUUGGAGACCUCCUGCCACCGGAACCCCUUGCUGCCCCCGGACAACAUGUGGUCCAGCCAGAGGUUUCAGAUCCAUCUGCAGGAGAUGGGAGCUCCAAAUGCCUGGUCCAGUGUCAUCCAGCCUGGCAUGAAGGCUGCUGUAAUCCACGCACUGCAGUCUUCCCAGGACACUGUGCAGAGCCGGAAGGCCAGCUUUGAGCUCUAUGGUGCUGACUUUGUGUUUGGAGAAGACUUCCAGCCCUGGCUGAUUGAAAUCAAUGCCAGCCCCACCAUGGCACCCUCCACACACGUUACUGCCCGUCUCUGUGCUGGUGUGCAAGCUGACACCUUGCGUGUGGUUAUCGACCAUCGGCUGGACCCGAACUGUGACACAGGAGCCUUUGAGCUCAUCUAUAAACAGCCUGCUGUGAAAGUGCCCCAGUAUGUGGGUAUCCAGCUCCUGGUGGAGGGCUCCACCAUCAAGAAGCCUAUGAGGAUGUGUCACAAGCGGAUGGGGGCCCGCCAAGCAGUCCACCAUGUGCUGACCCAGCAAGGCUCUGGGGAAGGCAAGGACUCAGGGACCCCUACCUACAGCCGAGGUGGCAGGAAGUAUAAGGAAGUUGCCAGAGGUUCUGCAGCUCAGAAGGGGCAGAGCUGGGAUGCAGACCCAGCCCCUCCCCACUUCCCCAGCCAACAUGUCAAGGCCCAGCUGCCUUCUCCCCAUGUGCUCCGAUCACAGAGCCAGGUCCUCAGACUUCAGCACGGUAAGCUGGUGGGCUCUAAGGCUCUGUCAACCACAGGCAAGGCCUUGAUGACUCUACCUACUGCCAAGGUUCUGAUAUCCUUCCCACCUCACCCUCAUCUAAAGCUGGCACCUAGCAUCCUGAAGCCGAGAAAGGUGGGCCUCGAACUGUGCCUCACAACCUGGUGGGCAAUGCUGAACACUUGGGUGGGGGCUGAAAGGCACAGGCUGGACAGUGCCCAAGGGAAGGGCUCAUCUCUCUUUGAACCCCUUUCCUAGACAAAGUCUUCAUCAUUUCUCUCCUCUUCCCCCCUUUGCAUGGAGGCUGCUGUUCCCCAACCCCUUCAAGGCCUCCAUCUUGGAAGUGCCUUGUGGCCUGUACCCUUUGAAGCUGGAUCUCUUCCUAGCACCCACAGGAAGGUCAAGGCCAAAGACAAGUUUGAGGCCAGAUUCUACGACACACCCAAGACUGAUGCAAACCCUGAGAAGAGGCUGCGCCUCCCUGAACACCCCCUGUCCUUUAUUUUAACAUCCCAGAGGCUGGGACCAUGGGAACUAUAAAUCUAUGCCAGAGAAAGAAAAAAACAAA